AUGGACACUUUCACCGCGGAGGAUCUGUCGACGAUCGGAGGAAUAGCCACCGUCUCGCUCCUUCACUCGUUUAUUCCGACGCACUGGUUACCUUUCUCCAUCGUUGGACGCGCGCAGAAAUGGACGCUUUCUAGAACCCUCUUCGUCACUGCAUUUGGAGCAGUCCUGCAUGUCAUAUCCACUGCCCUUCUUGGUAUAACAGCGAUCACAAUGGCGAAUACCAUCGCCGGUGAAGAGACUGUUCACAAACUUGCUUCCCUUUUGCUUGUAAUUCUCGGUGGAAGCUAUGUCUUGCUGUUUUUAGCUGGUAAAGGUGGUCACACUCAUUCUCAUAACCAACCUAUGGAGAAAAUGGCUGUUGCUGGGCUUGUCCUUGUUCCUGCACUAUCUCCUUGUGCAACGACUCUCCCUGUUUUCCUCGCUGUUGGAAAUUCAAAGCCGAUGAUGGUUCUCGCCAUCAUAGUUCUGCUGAUCAGUACCAUAUUGGUGAUGACAUCGCUGGUGGCUCUAUCGUUCUAUGGUGCAAGCCAGCUGAAGUUUCACUGGGUGGAGCGAUACGACAAACUACUGGUGGGUUCGGUCCUGUGUCUGGUAGGUAUCUUAACCCUUCUCUUCCAUGAUCAUGACCAUGGUGAUCAUGAAGCACAUCAACUCCACAGGAAAAUCAUCACUCUCUAA
Thlaspi arvense is the source of this 678-nucleotide messenger RNA. Lineage: Eukaryota; Viridiplantae; Streptophyta; Magnoliopsida; Brassicales; Brassicaceae. The record is from the annotation of a GenBank genome assembly.